AUGACAAUCAAAAUGAUGAAGUUGAUCAAAGUAGAUCCCAGCACAUCAAAGAGUACUAAGCCAGCGCCCUCAUAUACUUGCUUUAGAAUGGAAACUGGAAUCGGUAAAAGUGCAAAGGUAGAUGACCGUUUAUUCUGCAGCGCACAAAAGACUGAGUCUCCGAUUAUAUUCCAUAAUGUCCAUCCAAAUUGCAUUGGUGAACGCAUUCAAUCAAAUGAGCAUCAGUCUUUAUCGUACGCUUUCAGCAAUAAGUUUGGGAAAGAAGCAGGCCACUCCUUACAGGGAGUUGACGAUAAGCUGUUACUGACUAAAAAUGCAAAUAAUAUCCCCCUGAGAAUCAAGAUUGAUCCCAAAUAUCAAAAUACUAAUUUGACUUCAAAUAGAAGUUUUGUUGGUGCAUCCGACAACAAUAGGAGAAUAACAUUUAUCCCUUCUUCUUCGAAUGGUUCACUUGUACCAAUAUUCAUUUCUGAUAACCUUCGAUCAUCGACAUUCGCAUCAAAAAACUCAAUGAACAAUAGUGACACUGCAAGAAGUCUCUCAUCAUCAUCUACUUCAUCGUCGUCAUCGUCAUCAGGAUGCAUUUUGAAGGAAGAUUCCGUAAGUAAAACCACAAAAAUAUCGUACAAACGUCAGAAUCGAAGACGUAUGCGUGAUCCUAUGAACAGCAAGGAUUUUACAAGCAAAACUACCAGUGAGGUGAAAAGACAGUUGGUGGCCUUCAAUCGAGUGCGAUGUAAAUACGGCACUUUGAAGGCAAUUAAUGAGCCACAAUCAAUAGCUAAAAGGAAUUCGUCGUUAGGUAAGUUUACUUCUGAUGCAAGGAUAAAAUUGCGCAAGAAUGGACUACGAACUGCUACAGAUUUUUCUACUGGUACAUUUAGAGUUAAAAUGAGAGAAAAGGAAAAACUGUAG
This is a messenger RNA of Zygotorulaspora mrakii, 915 nucleotides long. RefSeq lists its product as uncharacterized. Lineage: Eukaryota; Fungi; Ascomycota; Saccharomycetes; Saccharomycetales; Saccharomycetaceae. The transcript has a single exon. The record is from RefSeq and is a predicted model, not a curated record. The coding region runs from base 1 to 915 and encodes 304 amino acids.